AUGUCGGUAACCGUGGAGGAGCCACGAAAGGGCCCAGAAGAGCCCCCUGCCUCUAAGCUCAAGGACACUGCCAAGGAACCUUCCCAACAGGGACAUGGCAAUGGAAACAACGAUACCGACGUCAAGGAAUAUGCCGAAUCAACACAGAAUAACCAGAAGAACGGUCAAAACGACAAGCAUGACUGCGACGCUCCUAGAAUCGUCAUGGCCUACAUCCCAGCCUCGACCCCGGCUUCACCUGCUCCCCCAUCCCCCGGUUGCAACACCCCAGCAGCAUCCGACAGUUUGACUCCCAGCUUGACGACGAAGCUCAACCAAGCUUUUAACGAAUAUCGUACUCGGGAAGAGGGAGUGGGCGAUCUAGGUCACCAGAUCGAGGGCGAAGACGAAGGAUAUGAGGGAGAUGCGAGUUCACCUGGCGAGCAUCAGGGUUGCUGUGAGCAUGACCACGAGCAUCAGCAUGUAGCUCAGGAGCACUACUCGCCUGGAUGUCAGCAACAGCAGUACUACGGUGGUCGCUUCCCACCUCCGUUUAACGCACCUUGGGGCUGGACUUCCAGUCCUCCUCUUUACAUGCAGCCUUCUUUUCAGCCGCCUUUGCAGCAAUACCAACAACAGCAGUUCUAUCAACCUGCUACUCCUCCUUCUUAUCAUCCUCAUAGCUUCCCUUCCCCUUAUCUUUCUCAUCCUUAUCACUUCCCUCAACCCUACCAGCACCCCCAUCACCAGCACUUUACGAUUACCCCUCCUUCUCCUUCUACACAUCCCUCAGAUCCACGCAUCAGGGGCAGACCGCCCCAUUUUCACCCUAUUCCCCCCUACACCUCUUCAACCUCGUGCUACACCUCCCCAUCUUUCCAUGUCCCGCGAGCUCACCCAUAUCCUCAGCCCCAAGGCCCUCACAUCAAAGGCCUAACCAACCGCCUCCAAAAAAUCCAAGCCCAACUCAACGGUCUCGACGCCGCCCACGAAGUCGAGAUCUGGCGGCACGGGAGAUACAACUUCCACCGGCGCCGGGCCAAAGAACUCCGCAAGAUCAAGAGGGAGAAGGUGGAAGUGAUGGUGAGCGUGGUUAGGGAGUUGAGGGGUUUGGGUGUUAGUGUUGGUGGUAGGGGUGGACAGUAUCAGGGUCAGCAACAUGGUCAACAGGGUCAACAGGGUCAACAGGGUCAACAGGGUCAACAGGGUCAACAGGGUCAACAGGGUCAACAGGGUCAGCAGCAAGGUCAGCAGUAUGAGGAGAUGUACCACGCGAGCGGACCGGAUUUCCAGUUGGGUUGGGGUUAUGGUGAUGGCGGUGGGUUUGAACAGCAGCAGGAGCAAGCAUGGGACCAGGGAUGGGGAUAUCAGCUGGAGGUGGGACAGGAGGCUAGGUAUGGACCUGGCUAUGGACCUGGCUAUGGACAUGAGCAAUCUCAAAAGCAACAGCUGUGGUUUGGACUUGGAGGAGGAUACGGACACGGAUAUGGACAAGCCGGUUCCGGUUCUUGGUCGAAAGUCGAGCUCGAGAUUGGACACGACGGACGCGGAGGAUGUUGUGGCUGCGGUGACGACGGCGGUUACAUCUAUGUCGAUUCUCCGAGAGACUGCGCCUUUGAAAGCUUGGCGUGCGAGUACGGCACUACGGUUGAUGAUGAAGCAGUUCCCGAGGUCGAGACGAGCGAACCUUUACUCUCACCUACCCUGGAUACCUCCAACGAAACGGAUCCCGGUAGUAUCGACACCACCGUCGGAACCAGAAACAGAGCUCGUACCUUCUCGCUUCCACUUGACAGCACUAGGAUGGAGAAACCGAGUCAGCAGCAGGUCAAAACCAUGGAGGUUGAUGAUGGUCAUGAGCAGCAACACGAAGACGACGCCGUCGAGCUUGAGAAUGGUGGAAACACUGAGAAAAACAGCACCCACGAGCGUGCCGGUUCUUGGUCCGAUGCGGAAGCCGUCAUCUCUGAAGAGUUGAGGGGUAUUUGGCGCCAGAAGAUGAGCGAGUGA
Molecule: messenger RNA, 1989 nt
Organism: Sordaria macrospora k-hell
Lineage: Eukaryota; Fungi; Ascomycota; Sordariomycetes; Sordariales; Sordariaceae
Source: RefSeq, a predicted model, not a curated record